Tachysurus vachellii is the source of this 5158-nucleotide messenger RNA. It is a transcript of the gene atp10b, whose product is annotated as ATPase phospholipid transporting 10B. Lineage: Eukaryota; Metazoa; Chordata; Actinopteri; Siluriformes; Bagridae. The transcript is spliced from 21 exons. Gene Ontology annotation, molecular function: ATP binding; ATP hydrolysis activity; magnesium ion binding. Gene Ontology annotation, biological process: phospholipid translocation. Bases 136 to 3987 code for a protein of 1283 amino acids. The record is from RefSeq and is a predicted model, not a curated record. Gene Ontology annotation, cellular component: plasma membrane.
GUUUGACAGGUGUGUUCAGAGAUAUUCAUAACAUGAGGUGCUUUUCUUACUCAGACGUCUCUCAGUGAUAUGGGAGACGUCUGUCUACGAGGGCGAACAUUUCAGUAGGUUGUGCACAGAGACAGUCGAGACAGCAUGACCUGGACAAGUUGUCUGACCUCAGCUUGGUCCUUCUGGACUGGACGAGGACAUGGAGACAGUAACGUGAGGACGCUUGAAUCCAACCUGCUUCAUGACAACCAGAAAUCCAAAGAUCAUCCCAACAAGAAGUAUGCAGGGAAUGGCAUCAAGACUACAAAAUACACCAUCUGGUCCUUCAUCCCUAUGAACCUAAAAGAACAAUUCUGCCGGUUCGCCAAUAUUUACUUUGUGGGUUUGGCGGUGCUAAACUUUGUCCCAGCCGUGAACGCUUUCCAGCCGCAGGUGGCCAUCAUUCCCAUUUGUGUCAUUCUGGCUUUGACCGCCGUCAAGGAUGCUUGGGAGGAUUUCAGACGCUACCAAAGUGAUCGCCAGCUCAACGGCAUGCCCUGCCUUGUCUAUAGCAGGACCCAGCGGAGCUUUGUGGAGAAAAGAUGGAAGGAUGUACGUGUGGGAGAUUUUGUCCGAGUGCUUUCCAAUGAGAUUGUCCCAGCAGACAUCUUGCUCCUGCACACGUCCAACCCUAAUGGAGUGUGCCACCUGGAGACGGCCAAUCUGGAUGGCGAGACCAACCUCAAGCAGAGGAAAGUGGUGCCUGGUUUCUCCACACUGAAUACUCCAUUUGAACCGCUUAAAUUCAGCAGCACUGUGGUUUGCGAGAAACCCAACAACAACCCGAACAAUUUCGAUGGCUUUCUACAAAAAAACAAGGAGAAGACAGGCUUUGACAUUGAGAGCUUAUUACUACGUGGAUGCACUGUCAGAAAUACGGAUCAUGCCUCAGGGAUAGUGGUGUAUGCAGGCCAUGAAUCCAAGUCCAUGCUAAACAAUGACAAGCCGAGGUACAAACGUAGCAAGCUGGAGAGAAAGAUGAACAAGGAUGUGUUAUUCUGCGUGCUUCUGCUCUUCUGCAUGUGUCUCAUAGGAGCCACUGGUCAUAUCUAUUGGUUGAAGACUUUCCCUAGUAUUCCAAUCUACUUUAUCCCUGAAAGUGAUGGGAGAAUUAUCCAACCAUUGCAAGCAGGGAUGUACAUGUUCCUUACCAUGAUUAUUCUACUGCAGGUGAUGAUCCCAAUUUCACUCUACCUUUCCAUUGAGCUGGUCAAGAUCGGCCAGGUUUACUUCAUCACUCAAGACUUAGACCUGUAUGAUGAGGAGAAGAGUUCUCGGGUCCAGUGUCGUGCUCUUAAUAUCACAGAGGACCUAGGGCAGAUUCAGUAUGUCUUCUCAGACAAGACAGGGACUCUGACUGAGAAUAAAAUGGUGUUCCGCCGCUGCACUAUAAUGGGAACUGAAUUCCCCCAUGAGGAUAACGCAACACGAUUGGCCUUUCUCGCAGGCGAGACAGAUCAAGAUGAAGAGGUUAUUUACCAACAGAACAGGCAACCUGCUCUAUUUUCUCUGGAGGCAGUCCAGGAAGUCCCAGUGGGAGUCAGAGGGAACUUCAACACUUCUGCCAGGAGUGGAUUAUACAGGCCAAGGCUCUUAGCAGGAACCCCUGGAAGAUUUGCUUUUAGCAGCCCACUGGAAACUGAGGUGGUUCCAGACCAGACAUUGCUCCAGCUAGUAGAAGACGCUGAGUGUGAGAGAAAAAAUGCACAGUACCUGGAGUUCUUCCUGGCUUUAGCCAUCUGCAACACUGUAUUGGUUUCAACAAAACCUGUACAGAGACAAAGGGCAAAAGUGAAACGUAGCACUUCUCACUCCAGUUCACAAGAGUGCAUGAAGGGUUUGUUGAAUCGAGUAGCAUCUCUUGGGAAGCUGAUGUUUAGAAAGAGAAGGCCUUGCUCAGAACCUUUUCCCAUGGACAAUAUGGGAUCUCCUGUCCUCGAGGUUCCCAGUUUUUAUGCUUCUACUGAGAACCUUAAUGAAGGCAAGACCGGUUGGGGGUGGGACCAGGCAGGAAGCAGUCUAUGUGUGAUAGAUGAUGUGUGCUAUGAGGCUCAGAGUCCAGAUGAAGCAGCUCUGGUGCAUGCAGCCAAGGCUUACGGCUUCACCUUAAAGGAACGAACACCUCAUCAUGUAACUGUCCAGCUGCCUCAAGGAACACUGCUGAGGUUUGACGUGCUGGAUGUUUUGGCCUUUGACUCCAACCGGAGAAGGAUGUCCAUAAUAGUGCGCCAUCCUGAAACCAAAAAUAUUGUAAUGUAUACAAAAGGUGCAGACUCUAGCAUCAUGGAUCGACUAGACGCUAGCUUCAAAGAAAAAGUACACAUGAAAAGUGAGAGGACAAAUAUGGUUCAUAAAACACAGAACGACCUUGACAUGUACGCCAGGGAUGGUUUACGGACCUUGUGUUUCGCAAAAAAGGUUAUAACUGAAGAGGACUAUAAGAAGUGGUUAUUUAUGAGACAAGAAGCUAAGUCAGCUAUAGAGAAGAAAGAGGACCUACUCAUGGACACUGCAGCAUACAUGGAAAACAACCUCACACUGCUGGGGGCCACUGGAAUUGAGGACCGCCUUCAAGAAAACGUUCCAGAAACCAUCCAGGCUUUGAGAGAGGCUGGAAUGAAAGUAUGGGUGCUGACCGGGGACAAACUUGAGACAGCCGUCAACAUUGCCUACUCCUGCAAGCUACUGGACCAGAAUGACCUGGUGUUCACAUUUAAAAUGGCAAACAAGGAAGUCUGUAGGACCAUGCUGAACGGAGCUCUGAGUGAGAUACCGCAGUUUUUGGAUGAGAUGCCUAGAAUUGGGUUAGUGAUUGAUGGUCAAACUCUGGGCCUGCUCCUGGAUGAUGAGCUGCAGGCUCACUUCUUGCAGUUAUGCCAACAAAGCCGCUCUGUACUGUGCUGCAGAGCCACACCAACGCAGAAGAGCAACGUCGUCACACUGCUGCGUGACAGGCUCAAGGUCAUGACUCUUGCUAUAGGUGAUGGUGCCAAUGACGUAAACAUGAUUCAAGCAGCAGAUGUCGGUGUGGGAAUAUCAGGCCAGGAAGGCAUGCAGGCUGUUAUGGCCAGUGACUUUGCAAUAUCUCGCUUCAAACACCUGAAGAAGCUUCUCCUGGUUCAUGGUCACUCCUGUUACACACGACUGGCAAACAUGAUCAUCUAUUUCUUCUACAAGAAUGUGGCUUAUGUCAACCUCCUGUUCUGGUACCAGUUCUUCUGCGGCUUCUCUGGCACAGCCAUGAUUGACUACUGGUUCAUGAUUUUCUUUAACCUCUUCUUCACAUCCUCUCCACCCAUCAUGUUUGGCAUCAUGGACAGGGAAGUUUCUUCUCACAUGCUCCUCCACCUGCCAGAACUCUAUAAAAAAGGCCAGCAUACUGAGGGAUACUGUCGUACAACCUUUUGGAUAGCUAUCCUAGAUGCCUUUUAUCAGAGUCUUGUUUGCUUCUUUGUCCCAUACUGGACAUACAAAGGUUCUGAUAUUGGAAUCUUCUCUUUGGGAACCCCCAUGAACACUCUGUCUUUGUUCACCAUCCUCCUUCACCUGGCAGUUGAGAUCAAGAGCUGGACAGUGGUUCACUGGGUUAUCAUGGUGGGGAGCUUCUUGGUGUUCUUCAUCGUGACUCUGACUUUCAGUGCGCUCUGCAUCAGCUGCAACCCUCCUUCAAACCCAUACUGGAUUAUGCAGCAGCAAAUGAAAGACCCUGUUUUCUACCUGGUCUGCAUUUUAACCACAGUUGUAGCACUGUUGCCAAGGUUCACAGUGCAUGCCCUAAGGGGAACUCUAGUGCCCUGUGAUCACCUCAAGGCAAGGCAGAUAGACCAACUGCCUCCAGACCAGCGGGAAAUGUGGCUCAGAGAGUGGAGGAGCCUCAAAGACCUGUGUAGCUCCUACCCCAGCUUGUCCUCCUCCACACGUAAGCGCUCAGCUGCAACUUCAGUCCACGCAGCUUAGUGUUGCAGUGCUCUCAACAAUAAUGUAAUAUACAGGAGAAUGUGAGCUCAAGAAAUGCCUUUUUAUAGACUUCCUGAGACACAGAACAUUUGAAUACUAUUUUAUUUGUUGGUAUACUUGAACCUUUGCACAAGUGUGCAAGGGCAAACUCUUGAAGACAAAACAUCAUGAAAACAUCAUGAUUACGCAAAAAAAAAUCAUUUAAUGCAGUGUUAACAACAUGGUGAACUGACGCCAGUCAAGGAUGUAACCUGACCAGCAUGCCGCCCCGCUUGCUCAGUUUCUGACUCAGCUUCAUCCAGCCUCUUCUCCACUAACAAGCCUCAUGGAUUAACCAUGGAAUCUGACUCCAAGUAAAUCUCUGAGGUUCUUUCAAGCACUCGGAGAAGUUCAGACUAUUAUGCUGCACAUUCCAUUCUGGUCAAUCAAUGCACCACUCACAGUUUCUCAGUAAACACCUCAAAAUGAGCUGCUUUUCUGGACUUGGUGAGUUGAAGUGGCGUUGGCUUCCCCUUGAGAAACCUACUUUCACUGUGAGAAACCUCAUUUGUAUUCAGAGGCGCUUCGAGCUGCUCAUGAAAUAAUUGAGGAUUGCAGAUGUUACAUAAUAUCUUGGUAUUUUCAGUUCAUGAAUCCGUGUUGACAGCAUGCUGGGCUUGAUGGUGAGAGACAGAAACACAAGUACUGCAGCAUGAUAUAGAAGCAUCUCAGACUACUUUAUGCUUAAUUAUUUAACAUUAUAUUUGACUAGCUUUUGUGUGUGUGUUUGCGUGUGUGUAGGAAUACAAACAUUACUUAAUUGCAUGUCGAACGCGUCUCUGACAUUCCUCAUUCUUCAAGGAAACAGUGAUGAUCUGGCACAAAUGGCUGAGUAAACCUCAGUCUUCUUUUCCACCUCUUGCUUAAGUGCCCUCUGUAGCUGAAGCUUGCAAUAAAAUGGGUCUAGGAGUGAUUGGAUUUGGAGAGCUAGUUGCAUUUUUAUGUAAUGAUGUCAGAGCCUGUACAAGCGGAUCAUUUUUGCCAUCUUGUGUUGGACUGUUGAACUGCAAACUGUAUACGUAUAUACUAGAGAGACAUGAGGAAGAGAACAAGAUGGAUGGUGUUUCAAUGUCAAAAGUACAGCUAUGCAUUAAUUUAUCAAAAUUUUUGUUAACUUUGAUCAGUCCAUCAA